Molecule: messenger RNA, 2619 nt
Organism: Colletotrichum spaethianum
Lineage: Eukaryota; Fungi; Ascomycota; Sordariomycetes; Glomerellales; Glomerellaceae
Product: GTP-binding protein 2
Exons: 1
Coding region: 1-2619 (872 amino acids)
Biological process (GO): translational elongation
Molecular function (GO): GTP binding; GTPase activity; translation elongation factor activity
Source: RefSeq, a predicted model, not a curated record
AUGGCUUCCGGCUCAAUCUUCACUUUUGACACCGACCCCCAACGGGUCUCUUCUCCCUGGUUGGCCCCCGAGGACCCAGGGAGGAAACCCAGGACCGACGAUGGACAGAUCCAGCCCGGGCACCUGUCAGACUAUGGUGUGACAAAGUUGGAAGCCGAGCCACAAGAGGGUCCAACUGAAUAUAAGCUUCAUCUCUUGUUGCGACCACGGCGUACCUAUACGACCAUGAGCACCAUCACUUCUUCUCACAACCUCAGAAACCCGGUCACUCGCGCCUCCAAGAUCGCAUCGGCAGCUCUAUCGGCCUCAAGCCAGAGUCGACAAGUCCGGUUACAGCAAUUGACGACUCAAUUGCUUUGGAGACUUCAGCAGUCAUGCGCCUACCAUGCUCUGAACCCCAAAGACCUCAUCAUUCCAAAGCUUCCCGAUGACACGGACGACUUGAGUCAGGCCAUGACGCCGCACAAACCUCCCCCCGGUCUUGAGGAAUCUCGUGGGGCUUUAUACGAAAUUGGGGUCGCCGACGACGGUACCCUCGUAGGCUUGACCAAGGACGAGAUGGAUGAGAGCAUCACGACUCUUAGGGUCAUGGCCGCUACCUUGGGAUGCCGGGUCGAAAUCCUUCGCUAUGUCAUAGUAGGCGAAUGCGAGUGGCUCGAGACGUCAGAAUUGGUCGAUAACGAAGCGACACAACCUGUUCAGGUUGCCCGACAGGGAAGACUUUGGGUUGUGGAAGCGCUUGUUACUCCUGACUAUUCAACGCGCCAUGCUCAGCCAGAGGACUCCCGAGAGAGCCGCCGCGGAACCAAACAAUCUCCAAGAGCCAAGGAGCCUGUUGUGCCACCAAGCAGAGGGCGUUCCACCACCGAUCAGCUGAGAAUAACUCUCACCGGACCGACAACAUCGGGAAAAUCCACUCUUCUGGGGACACUCUCUACUGGAACAGUUGACAAUGGGCGUGGGAAAAGUCGCAUUAGUCUGUUCAAACACCGACACGAGGUAGCUUCGGGGCUCACCAGCUCCGUAGCACAGGAGCUCAUAGGAUACAAGGACCAUGCUGUCUUCAAUUACUCGCAGGAUCAUGUCGAGUCGUGGAUCGACAUCCACGACAGCGCUGAGGAUGGACGUCUUGUAUUUGUCUCUGAUUCAGCCGGCCACCCCCGCUACCGCCGAACGAUCCUUCGUGGUCUUUUCGGCUGGGCUCCUCAGUGGACUGUUCUCUGCAUUGCUGCAGACGACGCAGACGCAAGCUCGACCAAGGACGGAGCUAGUUCCUCGGCUAACGAAGUUCUAGGGGUUGCGGGUGCCGGCGUGGACCUUGCAAAAGCCCAUCUGGAGCUGUGUCUGAAGCUGAAGACACCUUUGGUCAUUGUCAUCACAAAACUGGACCUGGCCACCAAAGCAAGCUUGCAGCGAACCUUGGGCCAGCUGCUAACACACAUCAAAGAGGCGGGCCGAGUUCCCAAGAUUCUUCAGCCAGCUCUGCAUGGCGCCCAGGAAUGGACCACCAUCUCUUCGGCUGACCUUGACAAAGUUAAGGCCACCACGACGGAGAUGAAGCGAGAUGGGGACUUGCUUAGAUUCAUUCCCAUCAUCCUCACCAGUGCUGUUAGUGGCGCCGGCAUUGGCUUGACCCAUGCCCUCUUGGAGAGCCUGCCCCUUCCACCAGCGCCCACUGCACAGGAUUAUAUUGGAAUGGCACUCAACCCAGAACAGCCUUCGUGUCUUUUCCACAUUGACGACACCUUCAGUCUCCCAGCUUCCUAUGCUUCCCUUGCCGAGAAUCCGAACCAGAACGACAUGGGAACCGUCGUGUCCGGUUACUUGCGGUUCGGCCAGCUCUCUGUCGGAGACAGCAUCGUCGUUGGACCUUUUCCCUCGGGCGAUGACGAUUUCAAAGGCAUGUCGCCAGAGGACCGGUCUUCUCCCGGCAACUACGGCCUGUCUAUAUCCCAUCCUGCGUCGGCGGAGCUGGCUAAAAUUGCGAUACGUAACACGGUCGCUGCCUCGACCAUCAAGGGAGAGUGGCACAAAGCCAAAAUUGUUAGCAUACGUAACCUGCGGUUGCCUGUCAACACUCUCGAAGCUGGCCAAGUUGGCACUAUUGGCAUCGUGCUAGACAUUGCCCCGGAUGAUUCAUCCGAAGGAGCUGUCGAGCCGCCAGUAACUGCUCCUCGGAUUCGAAAGGGCAUGGUUCUGGCCAUCCCAUCCAAACACAUGGUGGACACGGGCAUGUCUCUCCAGGCAGCCAGCGGGUUAACUGUGUCUUUCAACGACCCAAAUGCAGCGUUUUUGACGUGCGGUUCCCUUGUCAAUGUUUACGUCGGCAGUGUUCGCGCAGCUGCCAAAGUCAAGGGGGUCACCAGGCUGCCAACCAAGGAUGAGUCGAGAGACUCGAACACAGACGAGGCCGAAGAGAUCUUCAAUAUGAAUGAGCACGAUGAGCACGCCUCUGUUGCCGAGCCAGAGUUCUCCGGGGGUGUCCAGGCAACGCUCGAACUAUUGACUAGCAGAGAAUGGGUUGAAAUGGGCUCGCAGAUAUUGGUGCUCGAGGGAGGCCGUAACGAUAGAUCUGGAUUGGAGGGAUUCGUAGGCACCGUUGUGGAGAUUGUUGAUUGA